AUGAACAUUGCAAGCAGUGCAAAACUUAAACGAAAUGAAAUCUUCAUACAUAAUCAAGAUAGAUACAUAAAAAAGGUCAAGAAGGAAGUUCAAGAAAUGCGAAAACCGAAACGAAACGACACGAGGUGUUCCUUGACUUUGUUUCCUGUUCUUUUGACCAUGGGAACUGUUAAGUUGAAGCAACUUAAACAAGGAGAAUAA
Molecule: messenger RNA, 201 nt
Organism: Clunio marinus
Lineage: Eukaryota; Metazoa; Arthropoda; Insecta; Diptera; Chironomidae
Source: the annotation of a GenBank genome assembly